Molecule: messenger RNA, 2361 nt
Organism: Cucurbitaria berberidis CBS 394.84
Lineage: Eukaryota; Fungi; Ascomycota; Dothideomycetes; Pleosporales; Cucurbitariaceae
Exons: 7
Coding region: 1-2361 (786 amino acids)
Biological process (GO): translation
Cellular component (GO): nuclear inner membrane; ribosome
Molecular function (GO): structural constituent of ribosome; chromatin binding
Source: RefSeq, a predicted model, not a curated record
AUGGCUGAUGCUCGGGGGGAAUACUGGUACUUUGAUACAGAUGUCGACGCGAACAGAAUCACGGUGCCUGAGCUGCGGAGUAUCCUGCUCAAACAUGGCGUUACAUACCCCUCCUCUGCGAAGAAGCCGGUGCUAGUGAGUCUGUUCAACGAUGCUGUCCUUCCUCAGGCAGCGAAAGUACAAAGGGCGCAUGCACAUACAAAGCGAUCAACGCGGGGCAUCGUGGAUGUCCCCUCUAGUUCAACGAGCACAGUGGAUACCGAGGACGAGACAGUUCUUGAUCCCCCGCCUACGACAACGAGACGCACCACGCGCAGAACAACGCGCGCGACCACAGAAGAUUUAGAACCGGUUGCGCCUACACCACGUUCGAAGACGCCCUCUCGUGCGGUACCUGCGAAGCAUAGUAGAGCACUUGAGCCCGAGGUGGAUGAGCGACCUGCUGCAAGACGUACACGGAAGAGUGUCACACCAGCUUUGCAGCAACCAACAGACGACCCCGAAGCAUGGCAUCGAAACGAUGCGGGCAGCCCAUUUACGCAGGAGAACCCUUUCCAAAGCGGGAGUUCUCCUUCGAUGCCAGAAUCAGCGGCACGCGAUCGUCGACGGCGAACUAUGGGCUUUGAGCACAAAGAGAAGCGCAAGAGCGACGCACAUCGCCGCAAAACUUUUCAGCCUAACGCUGAACAGCUGGACGAAGGCAUUGUUGUACCGACUCGGGGCACAUUCGACGUGGCAGAUCCGCGUGUGAAGUACGAAGACGAUGACAUUGUUGAUAUAGGCGAAGAGUUCACGCCAGAAGAGCAGUUGGAGAUGGUACGUGAGCGCGCUAAGAAGGGAGAGGUCGACAUUCUGCCUCCACGACGGCGCAAGCAGGCUUCCAAGGCUUCUAGUACUCUAAAAGCUAUGUCAGGAACGCUACUACUAACGGCUGCCGCUGUCUUUGGAGGAGUGUGGCGGCAAGAGAAGAUCGCUGUGGGAUUUUGCGGCAUUGGACGAGAAGCCACGGGCCUCGCCGGUGUGGAGGUGCCAGAUUGGGCGAGCAAUAUCCUUCCACAGUGCGAGCCUUGUCCACCGCAUGCACAGUGUUUCAGAGGAUUGGACCUUAGGUGCGACCCUGAUUUCAUCAGGAAAGAUCACCCUUUGUCCCUGAAUGGCUUGCUCCCACUCCCACCGACAUGCGAACCGGACAGUGAGAAGACACGGAAAGUCACUAGAGUUGCCGAUCGAGCCGUACAGAUUCUGAGACAACGUAAGGCGCAGUACGAAUGUGGGGAGCUGGACGACGAAGGGAACACAGUAGAAAGCCCUGAAGUGAGCGAAGAGGACCUCAAGCAGCAAAUGACCACCCAGAAGCGUAAGGGCUUGACGGAUCAAGAGUUCAGCGAGCUCUUCGACAGAGCCUUUCCUGAGCUGACGAUGCGAGAGGAGGUCGUCGAAACUACCGAUGGAACAUCCGGCAGACGAAGGCUCGCAUCAACAUCCCUGGCAGAGCUCUCCCUCUCCUGCAGCGUCCGCAGAUCCCUCCGACAAUCUCUUGAACGAUAUCUUCUCCAAAUUGUUAUGAUCAUCUUCCUCGUCGCAACAGGCUCGUAUGGCAAGUACUCAAUCACCAAAAGUCGUGCCAUGGAAGCACGGGCGAAGCAGCUUGCAAGCGAUGCAUUCGAUCGGCUAGCUAACCAAGCUGCUCUGAGCUGUCAAGAACCUGGUGCUUAUCCCGAGAAAGGUAUCAGCAUGGCUCAACUACGAGACGAUGUACUUCGAAACGAAUUUUCGUCCUCACGAAGGCAAAAACUUUGGGAGAGAGUGCAGAAGAAGGUCGAGUUCAAUUCAAACAUCCGUGCAGCCGUCCGGACAACCAACAGCGGUGAUGUUGCCCGUAUGUGGGAAUGGAUUGGGCCUAUCAAAUUGCUUGAAGAUGGACGGAGUAGCGGCACGCGAGAGAGCGGCCGGUUCAGUCUUGCGAUGAACAACAGCUCUCCUUCCACGGGCAAGGAGAUGAAAGAGGCCCAGAAAUGGGACGAGGGCCGACCGAUCUACUACGUCAACGUACCCAAGACCCGACGAACCUACUGCAAGGGCAAGGACUGCAAGAAGCACACCCAGCACAAGGUCACCCAGUACAAGGCAGGAAAGGCUUCGCUGUUCGCGCAAGGAAAGCGUCGUUAUGAUCGCAAGCAGUCCGGUUAUGGUGGUCAGACCAAGCCCGUUUUCCACAAGAGGGCGAAAACCACCAAGAAGGUUGUGCUCCGUCUAGAGUGCACACAGUGCAAGACCAAGGCACAGCUUUCCCUCAAGCGUUGCAAGCACUUCGAGCUCGGUGGUGACAAGAAGACCAAGGGUGCCGCCCUCGUCUUCUAA